Messenger RNA from Trypanosoma cruzi, 892 nucleotides. RefSeq lists its product as uncharacterized. Lineage: Eukaryota; Euglenozoa; Kinetoplastea; Trypanosomatida; Trypanosomatidae. The transcript has a single exon. The annotation marks the transcript as partial. The record is from RefSeq and is a predicted model, not a curated record.
CAAGAAAACGGCUUUGGGUUCCUUUAGACGCAAACUUAAGCACACAGAAGAGGAGCUGAUGAAGAAGAAUGUUGAGAGGCGUGAAGCUUUGGACAGGCUCAGUGUCGCUGAACGCAGUUUAGCUGCUCAGAUGAAUAUCCGAGCAGAGCUGGAGAGACAACUGGAGGACCUACGCACAGAACUGGCUCUUGCAAACGCUCAAACUCAUAACGGCAUGGAAAAUAGUGAGGCGUGCUUAAAUCGAUCAUUUGGUUCAGUGAACUCCGUUGAUCGUGUUGUGCAGCUUGAAAACGAAUUGGAUGAGGCACGGAGUCAGAAGGAGGCGGCGGAGAGGCUCCUCCAAGUUCUUCAGCGACAGGUUGCAGCCUUGCCGUCUGAAGGAUUUGGAUCCUCUGCUGCCAUGGGCGCGCUAAAGGCCCAGUUGCGACAGGCCGAAAAAGAGAAGGAGGAAUUGCGUAACCAACUGGCCGCAACGAUCGCGAGGUUGGAAGAUGCACAGGGCUACUGGAGACGCCGUGGCAGCACAAGUUUUGUUGACAAUGAGACAGAAAGCCCCUUAUUAGGAGGAAAGAUUGGGGGAGGGAACGCCGAUAGUCCGUCCGGACGGGAAGAGACGGAUGCAUCUGGCCAGCAGCAUCGCCCAUGUGAGAAACAAGAUGGAGUGUCCCGGGAGAGGACUUUGCUUGGCUCCACCCUGCUGCUUCUUGGGUACCGCAACUUGAUGCUGCAACAGCAACUCACGAUGACGAGUGGCGGUAAAUUCACCGCUUCUGGCGAUGGGGAGAAAGAAAACAACGGUGGGUUUGCAGGGAACACCGGGUCUUUUUUGACACGUCAUCGACACGAGGUGGAGCAGGGCCUCCUAAGGUCUGUCCUGAGCCGUGGCGGCUAA